This is a messenger RNA of Morone saxatilis (striped sea-bass), 2130 nucleotides long. It is a transcript of the gene rrn3, whose product is annotated as RRN3 homolog, RNA polymerase I transcription factor. Gene Ontology annotation, molecular function: RNA polymerase I general transcription initiation factor activity; RNA polymerase I core binding. Gene Ontology annotation, cellular component: nucleus. Gene Ontology annotation, biological process: transcription initiation at RNA polymerase I promoter. Lineage: Eukaryota; Metazoa; Chordata; Actinopteri; Moronidae. The record is from RefSeq and is a predicted model, not a curated record.
GGAGACUCGGGUGACUAUGAAUUGCUGAAACAUCAACUGGCUGACCCUGACAUAAAGGAUGCUCAGAUCAUCAACUGGCUACAAGAGUUUCGGAGCUGUGUGACCCAGCUAACAAAGGACCAUGAACAGCUCAUCUAUAUGGUCCUGAGGCUUCCGUGGGUGGGCCGGAGCCAGGCCGUGGUGGAGGAGUACAUGGCCUUCCUAGGCAACCUGGUCUCAGCACAGACCGUGUACCUGUGUGCCUGCCUCAAGAUGGUGGUCUCCCACUUCACUCCCAAGAGAGUGACCAUCUGUGAAGGAGGAGUCGAUAUCUCAGAUUCAGAUGAUGAAGAUGAGGAUCUUCCUAGAAGCUUCAAUCAGUGUCACCAGGCGUUGCAGCUCAUCACCAGAUACGUUCCAUCCACAAGUCGCUUUCUGGUGCCCAUUCUGCAAGAGAACUUCCCCUUCGUGCAGAAAUCCUCCAGAACGCUGGAGUGUUACGUCCACAACCUCCUCAGAGUGACCACGUACAUACCAUCAAUUCGACGAGACGUACUGGAGGUGAUCAUCGGAAUGAUGCUCAAACUGGAUGUGAGUGCAUCCCGGGCAGACAUUGAGGAGGCAGAAGAGAAUGCAGUGCAGAACCGGGAUCCGACUGAGGAAGGACUCUUCGACAUGGAUGAGGAUAUGUCAGCAGAUCACCCCUCCACGACGGCUGUGAUGGCCCACCCGGUGGCUGAGAGGCUGGACACCCUCAUGGCUGUUCUGAUGGCAUAUGUGAAGGACGUCUGUCAUGUAAAUGGCUCUCUCCACGUGGAAAGGACUAAGGAUCUGUACAAAGAUUUGUUGAGUGUGUUUGACAAGCUCAUUCUGCCAACACAUGCGUCCUGCCAUGUCCAGUACACGCUCUUUUACCUCUGCAGCUUCAGACUGGCCUUGGCCGAGGCCUUCCUGGAUCACCUGUGGAAGAUCCUGCAGAGCCCCUCUCAGCCUGCUGUCCUCCGGCAGGCUGCUGCCGGAUACCUGGGAAGCUUCCUGGCACGGGCCAAAUUCAUCCCCGUGCUCACAGUCCGGGCCUGUCUAGACCUGCUGCUCUCCUGGAUCCAUCGCUACAUCGACAGCCAGGACAGCAGUGGCAGACAGGCCUACUGUGACAUCAGCCUGCACGGGCCCUUCUACACCGCCUGCCAGGCUGUCUUCUACACACUCAUCUUCAGACACAGAGCCAUGCUGGAGGGCAACAUGAAGAAAGGUUUGGAGUACCUGCAGAGUCUGAACCUGGAGCGGGUUGUGAUGUGUCAGCUGAACCCCCUCAAAGUCUGCCUGCCCUCAGUCACCAACAUGUUUGCUGCCAUCACCAGGGCUCAAGGGAGGAUGAGGAUGACUUCCUGUGCGGGGAGACGCCCCAGGUGGAGGGCAUUGUGGGGAUGACACCCAGCUCUUACGACUCCAACCUCCGCAGCCCGAGCAGUGUGGGUUCGCCCCCAAUCUCCUUCCAGAGACCCUUCUAGUCCCGCAUCACAGCCUCUCCUGCUCGGAUGGACCGCCCUGCUUCUGACACAAAGUCCAGAAGCUUGUGAGGAGCACACACUUCCCUUUGGAACGGAGAGAGCUGCCACACAUGGACAGGAAUCUGGUGGCGCAUGUUACAUUCAUCAGGAUUCAAACACAAACUGAAGGACACACAAGAUGUGACUGAUCUCUUCUCGUACAACAAUACCCACCUGUGUUCAUUCAUUUUAAGGGAUUUAUAGGACUACUUUUUCAUGUUUAAUCCAUAACAAUGUGCUGUUAGUGUAGGAACUCCACUGAGAGCCCCAAACUGCUGAUAGUCAGACACUAGUACAUCUUCUGAUGAGAUAAGUUUGAACUCUACAUAGACUGCUGCAAACUGAGCUUUAAAAGGUGGUAUAUUGUGAGCAGUAAAAUAUAGUUUAAGUAUGUUUUUGUAUGUAUUUAUGAAACUCAUCCUUCUAAAAUCCAGUACAGACUACCCAAAUUCACACACACCCUCUGCAAUGAACUUUGAGUCUUUACCUCACACUGUCCCUGAUUCCAAAACAUGUUUGAUUUUCUCGCUUGUAGUCUUAGCACCUUGGAGACAAGUUCUGUACCAAAACAAAACUGCAAUAAACACAUUGAAUCCAGUCA